AUGGCAAGGCCACAGGAGGGAGGAGGGAGAAAGGGCUGCCUCCGUGCGUGCGGGUGCGGGCGAACUGGUGCGGCAUUUCAAUUCAGUCCGCAGUCCUUUCCUUUCUCUUAUCCACUCUACGCCGGCGGCUACGCCCAUUCCGUCGUGCGCCGGCGGCCGCCGUGCCUCGCGCGGGAGGAUGGAGUGCGCUCGCCGGGAGGAUGGACGGCGCGGAGAGGCGCGAUCGCUCCCGAGCUCCUGUGCCCACGCCUCGCGCCUCCUUGCACAGCUCCGGCGGCCACUCGCCACACGCCGUCGCCGGCGACCACAAGCAGCGACCGUCGCACCUCUACGCGCGCCACCCCGAGGCCCCAGCCACGCCGCGCCGCCGUCCUCCGCAAUCCCGGCCUCCUCCUCGACCUCGCCUCUCCGUGCGAACAAACGGCGUCGCCGGCGACGGCCACGGCCACCGUGCUUGAGCUGACGGGCGCCGACCGCACGGGGCUCAUCUCCGAGGUGUUCGCCGUGCUGGCCGACAUGAGCUGCAGCGUCGUCGAUGCCAGGGCGUGGUCGCAUCGCGGCCGCCUCGCCUGCCUCGUCUACCUGCGGGACGAGGAUGUGGCCGCCGCCGGUGUGGAGCGCAUCGAGGCCCGCCUCGCCCCCCUCCUCCGCGAGACUCGGAAGCCAGCGGCGGCGCCGUGGCUGCCGUCCCCGCCGACUCCAUCCCGCACGCCGACCGGCGUCUCCACCAGCUCAUGUAUGCCAGCGGCGACCAGGAGCGCGCAUUCCCAGCUCCCUCGGUGUAUGUCAAGAGCUAGGCCGAGCGCGGGUACUCGGUGUUCAACGUCCAUUCCACAAUCAUCUCUUGUACAGUGGCUGAGGAAGAUCCAGGAAAGCAAGAGCUGCGCAAGAGGGGGCAGGAUCAGGAAGAAGCACGGUGAUGGAACCUUAGCAGUAGACCAAAUGCAGACAUGUACAUAAGGGGAUCCGAUUACGAUUAGAUGAUGCAGACCGUGUCCUUGUCCAACAAAACUCAAUCGAGUGUUUGACCCGGAUUGUUCUUUUUUGCUAUAAGAAGGAAGAGUACUACGCUGGAAUCUCCAUCACGUUAAUUGUCGACGAAACAUCCAAUGUUUCCGCCGAGUUCGCAGCAGGAAGGAGCUCCGAGUUCGCCAAUGUCUCCUGCGGCGUCUACACCAGAGAUACGACAGUUAAGAGCGUCACGGGAGGAAGAAGCUCCGAGUUCGCCGGAGGUACACAAACAUCCGUCCAGCACUCCAAUGUCGCCUACGGCAUCUACACCAGAGGUAUGCUUCCACUUGACCCCUGUUAACAAGCGCCGUGAGCAGAGUAGACAUCAGCCAAGUCCAACAUUUGAUUCAGCCAUGUAUGCACAGAGUGUCAAUCAUCAUCCAAAUCCAUACAUUGCGUUAAUUUUCAGACCCUCUAGGUGAUGCUUUUUCAUGUCUAGAAUUGACCCUCGAGGUGAUGCUUUUUCAUGUGUAGAAUUCAGCAUGUUAGGCAAGAGUGUCAAUCAAUCUACUAUAAUAUCGGACAUGAGAGACCAGUCCAAUUUUUCUUCACUACCUCGGAAUAAGGAGCUCAAGUCUGUAGUAGCAGGACUCAUAAGAAAAUGCAUUGACACAUAUAUGUAGUAGAAUCUGAAUCUGUUAAUCUGUUGAAAGAUAAGGAAUCUACUUGAAAGAUAAUGACAAGAGAGACCAGUCCAAUUUUUCUUGUAAAGUGCAUGUUGUUUAAACUCUUAAAUGUUCAUGUCUACCUCUGUUUCUUUCUCAUUGAGUUUUGGUACAUUUGGUAUUGUUUGAUAUGCUAUCUAAUAUAGAGUGUGUGGCCCCACUUCAGUUGUUCAAUUAUUUUUCACUUAGGAGCGGGUGAUUGAUGGGCCAAUUAUGCCAGUAAUGUCCUUAAUUUCAGAGAAGAUGCAAAACAGAUAACAUGGAUGAGCUUGAAUACUUGCCGGUAGUGUAGCUUUCUGCUGGACCAUAUAUUCUGCCCGGAGAAGUUUCAGUGACCGAUGGAAGCUUUGAUGUAUUUUUUUCAAGCAAAAGUAAUCGUCUAUUACCCAUGUCAGGUUUGGACUCAAAUUGUGGUGCUUCUGUUGGCAUUCCUUAUCUUUUAUGCCUGAUGUGAGUCUUAGUGCUAAUAAGAACUAUUUUUUUCCAAAUGGUAAAUCUACCUUUUCCCCAUCAUGUGACUUAAAGCUAAUCUAUUCAUGGUUAGUUUUCCUUCCUGUACAAAGGUCAUCUGUUCCGGUACAGUUUUUCUUCGCUUUCUUUUACUGUAACAUAGACAAUGCUCACAUGGUCGCAAAUUGUAAACAGAGAUGGAAACGUGCAUACAGAUCUCUCAAGCAUGCAAUAUUUUUCCA
Molecule: messenger RNA, 2368 nt
Organism: Aegilops tauschii subsp. strangulata
Lineage: Eukaryota; Viridiplantae; Streptophyta; Magnoliopsida; Poales; Poaceae
Source: RefSeq, a predicted model, not a curated record